AUGGGCAAAGGUACUGACAAGCUCUACAUCACCCAUUCGGAAUGGGCGUCUGAAGAUGCUUACUCGGCCAGCUUCGGCGCGGGCGUCAACAAGUCCAAGGCGGUCGGCGCCUCGUUCCGGCGGCUGCCCUUCAACUUCUGCGCGCUGUCGCUGCAGCCCUUCGAGCACCCCGUGUGCACCGCCGCCGGCACAAUCUUCGACCUGACCAACAUCCUGCCGUGGCUGAAGAAGCACGGCACGAACCCCGUCGACGGCAGCCAGCUCAAGCGCGCCGACCUGAUCAAGCUCAACUUCGCGAAGAACGACGACGGCGAGUACGUCGACCCGGUUACGUACAAGGUCUUCACCGACAACACGCACCUCGUUGCCCUCAAGCCGACCGGCAACGUCUUCGCCUGGGACACGAUCGAGCGCCUGAACAUCAAGGCCAAGAACUGGCGCGACCUGGUCACCGACGACGAGUUCUCGCGCAAGGACAUCAUCACGCUGCAGGACCCGCAAAACCUCGAGGCCAGGGACCUGAGCGCUUUCAAGUACCUCAAGGAUGGCGAGAGCAACCUGACGCCCGAGCAGGAGGCGGAGCGCGCCAGCGGCGUCAACGCCGGCGCCCUGGGCAGCUCCGCCAAGGUGCUCAAGGCCAAGGAGGCCGUCGCGAAGGCCCGGUCCGACCGCGAGAAGGCGGCCAAGGCGAAGGCGGAUGGCGGAGGCGUCGCGGCUGCGCUCGCCCGCGCGAGGGCCGAGCAGGCUGACGCUGCCAACGCCCUGCACCAGAACAAGCCGCUGCCGUACAACGCUGCCCAGUACACGACCGGAAAGGCGGCCGCCUCUUUCACAAGCACCGGUGUUACUCCGCAUACGUCUAAUGAGAGAGCGCUGCUCUCGGAGGAGGAGUACAUGCUGAAGCCGCGACGGGUGAAGAUACCGGGAUACGCUAGGAUGCAGACGAGUGUGGGAGAGAUCAAUAUCGAGCUGCUGCCCGAGUUUGCGCCCAAGGCCGUGUGGAACUUUGUGCAGCUGGCGAAGAAGGGGUACUACCGCAACAUCACGUUCCACCGCAACAUCAAGAACUUCAUGAUCCAGGGAGGCGAUCCGACGGGUACUGGCCGCGGGGGUUCAAGCAUCUGGGGCAAGAACUUCAACGAUGAAUUCGAGGGACCGAACAAGCACGAUACGAGGGGAAUUUUGAGUAUGGCGAACAAGGGCAAGAACACCAACUCGAGCCAGUUCUUCAUUACCUACCGCGCGGCGAAGCAUCUGGAUCUGAAGCACACCAUCUUUGGACGCGUUGUCGGUGGUAUGGAUACUCUGUCGCGGCUCGAGAACGCUCCUACGGAUUCCAAGGACAGGCCGGACCCGCCGCUUAUGCUGGAGGAUGUGGUUGUGUUCGUUGAUCCGUUCGAGGAGUUCCAGAAGCAAAAGGCUGAGAAAGACGCGAAGGACCGAGAGCAAGAAGAAAUAAAGAGGGCAGGAGGUACGGAGGACGACAAGACGACGUGGACGGGAAAGCGCAUCCGCGGUGAUGGAACGGUGGAGUCAGGCAGUGGUAGUGGAGGCGUUGGCAAGUACCUCAAGGCCGCACUCGCGGAGCAAAAAUCGACGGAAGCAGAAGAGGAUGAAAUCGUAGGGGAAUGGGAUGAGCCGGAGGAGCCUGUUAAGAAAAAGUUUAAGUCCGGUGGGUUUGGUAACUUUGACAAUUGGUAA
Messenger RNA from Lasiodiplodia theobromae, 1701 nucleotides. RefSeq names its product Peptidyl-prolyl cis-trans isomerase. Gene Ontology annotation, biological process: protein polyubiquitination; protein peptidyl-prolyl isomerization. Bases 1 to 1701 code for a protein of 566 amino acids. Gene Ontology annotation, molecular function: peptidyl-prolyl cis-trans isomerase activity; ubiquitin-ubiquitin ligase activity. Lineage: Eukaryota; Fungi; Ascomycota; Dothideomycetes; Botryosphaeriales; Botryosphaeriaceae. The record is from RefSeq and is a predicted model, not a curated record. The transcript has a single exon. Gene Ontology annotation, cellular component: catalytic step 2 spliceosome.